AUUGCCCAAUCACAAAAGAGCAGUGAUCUUCCCAAACAUUUAAAAGUCAGGCACGGCUAUGUACCUCAUACAGUUUCUCUUUACCAGACUUCAGAAGAGUAGGAGAACUUCUGUGUUCUGAUAAAACAGGUCUAUGCAGCUCCCUUCACCAUGGAAUCUAUGUUGACUUUAUCAACAGAAGAACUUAUCAAGAAGAAAACUCUUAAGAGGUACAAAAUCAUUUGCAUUGUUCUUCUUGCUUUGCUGGUGAUUGUGUCGCUUGCCUUAGGCCUGGGGCUUGGACUCAGAAAACCAGAACAGCAAGGCAGCUGCAGGAAGAAAUGCUUUGAUGCCUCCUACAGAGGACUGGAGAACUGCCGGUGUGAUGCAGAAUGUCAGAACCGUGGCGAUUGCUGCUGGGAUUUUGAAGACACCUGUGUGAAAUCAACUAAAUUAUGGACGUGCAAUGCCUUUCGUUGUGGAGAGAGUAGACUAGAGACGAGCCUUUGCUCUUGUGCUGAUGACUGCCUGCAGAAGAAAGACUGCUGUGCUGACUAUAAGAGUGUUUGCCAAGGAGAAACCUCAUGGGUGGAAGAAGCCUGUGACGCAGUCCAACAACCUCAGUGUCCAACAGGGUUUGACCUACCACCAGUGGUCUUGAUUUCCAUGGAUGGAUUUAGAGCUGAAUAUUUGCAAACAUGGAGUACUUUAAUGCCAAAUAUCAAUAAACUGAAAACAUGUGGAAUUCAUUCAAAAUAUAUGAGAGCUGUGUAUCCUACCAAAACCUUCCCAAAUCAUUACACCAUUGUCACGGGCUUGUAUCCAGAAUCACAUGGCAUCAUUGACAAUAAUAUGUAUGACGUAAAUCUCAACCAGAAUUUUUCACUUUCUUCAAAGAACCAAAAGGAUCCAUCCUGGUGGUAUGGGCAACCAAUGUGGCUGACAGCGAUGUAUCAAGGUUUAAAAGCUGCUACCUACUUUUGGCCAGGAUCAGAUGUGGCUAUAAAUGGCUCCUUUCCUUCCCUGUAUAAGACUUACAACAGAAAUGUCCCAUAUGAAGAGAGGGUCUUCACGUUGUUACAAUGGCUGGACCUGCCCAAAGCAGAAAGACCCAAUUUUUACACCAUAUAUUUUGAAGAGCCUGAUUCUGCAGGGCAUAAUGAUGGACCAGUCAGUGCCAGAGUAAUUAAAGCCUUACAGCAAGUCGAUAAUACUUUUGGAAUGUUUAUGGAAGGCCUGAAACAGCGGAACUUACACAAUUGUGUUAAUAUAAUCAUUUUGGCUGACCAUGGAAUGGAGCAGACUUACUGUGACAAGAUGGAAUAUAUGACUGAUUAUUUUUCCCAAAUAAACUUCUACAUGUAUGAAGGGCCUGCCCCCCGCAUUAGGACUCGAAAUAUACCUAAUGACUUUUUUAGUUUUAAUUCUGAAGAAAUUGUUAGAAAUCUCAGUUGCCAAAAACCUGACCAGCAUUUCAAACCCUACUUGACUCCUGAUUUGCCAAAACGACUGCACUAUGCGAAAAACAUCAGAAUCGACAAAGCUCAGCUCAUGGUGGAUCGACAGUGGCUGGCUGUGAGGAGUAAAGCAAGUUCAUAUUGUGGAGGAGGCACCCAUGGUUAUGACAAUGAGUUUAAGAGCAUGGAGGCUAUCUUUUUGGCACAUGGACCCAGUUUUAAAGAGAAGACUGAAAUUGAGCCAUUUGAAAAUAUUGAAAUCUACAACCUCAUGUGUGAUCUUCUACGCAUUCAGCCAGCACCAAACAAUGGAACCCAUGGUAGUUUAAACCACCUUCUGAAGGUGCCUUUUCAUGAGCCAGCCCACGCAGAGGAAGUGUCACAGUUUUCUGUCUGUGGCUUUACGACUCCGAAGCCCACAGAUACUCUAGACUGUACAUGCUCUAAACUACAAAACAAUACCCUUCUAGAAGAAGUGAAUCAAAUGCUAAAUCUCACCCAAGAAGAAAUAACAGCAACAGUGAAAGUAAAUUUGCCAUUUGGGAGGCCCAGGGUUAUGCAGAAGAACUUAGACCACUGUCUCCUGUACCACAAGGAAUAUGUCAGUGGAUUUGGAAAAGCUAUGAAAAUGCCCAUGUGGAGUUCAUACACAGUCCCCCAGUGGGGAGACACAUCGCCUCUUCCUCCCACUGUCCCAGACUGUCUGCGGGCUGAUGUCAGGGUUCCUCCUUCUGAGAGCCAAAAAUGCUCCUUCUAUUUAGCAGACAAGAAUAUCACCCACGGCUUCCUCUAUCCUCCUGCAAUCAAUAGAACUUCUGAUAGUCAAUAUGAUGCUUUACUUACAAGUAAUAUGGUCCCUAUGUAUGAAGAAUUCAAAAAAAUGUGGGACUACUUCCACAGUGUUCUUCUUAUAAAAUACGCCACAGAAAGAAAUGGAGUAAAUGUGGUUAGUGGACCAAUAUUUGAUUAUAAUUAUGAUGGCCAUUUUGAUGCUCCAGAUGAAAUUACCGAACAUGUAGCCAACACCAAUGUUCCCAUCCCAACGCACUACUUUGUGGUGCUGACAAGUUGUAAAAACAAGACCCACACACCAGACAGCUGCCCUGGGUGGCUGGAUAUUCUACCUUUUAUCAUCCCUCACCGACCUACCAACGUGGAGAGCUGUCCUGAAGGUAAACCAGAAGCGCUUUGGGUUGAAGAAAGAUUUAAAGCCCACAAUGCCCGAGUCCGUGAUGUCGAACUCCUAACAGGGCUUGACUUUUAUCAGGAAAAGGUACAGCCUGUCUCUGAAAUUUUGCAGCUAAAGACGUUUCUCCCCACAUUUGAAACCGUCAUUUAAUGUAAUAAUGUAUAAUUUACUGUAUAAAACAAUUUUGGCAAAAUGUAAAUGAUUUUUUCUGGAGAAUUAUAAAAUAAAGUUUUCUAUUUUCCUUAUGUCCACUAAAAGCCAUAAUUCAUUGUUCCUUUUUCUUGUUUUUAUUUCUGUUAAUAAGCAUUGUUUUAAAAUUAUAUUUUUCCACAGAUUGUGCCAUUUUAUACCUUCCUUAUUUUUUUUCUUUUUCUUUUUGUAAACUCUAAUUCCACAGAUUAAACCUUCUUUAUUAUAUUUAUUAUCCCACUUAUAAUCAUUGGCUAUAUUUUUCUGCUCCGAAUUGUCCAAACAAAGGGAGAAUAAGAGAAGUAGAUCCCCCUUGGGAAUUGAAUCAGUAUUCCACAAUUUUGUCUUUUAAAAGUUUAUACUUGAUAAUUAGGCAAUAUUUUAUUAAAAUAAAAAUGC
Molecule: messenger RNA, 3213 nt
Organism: Carlito syrichta (Philippine tarsier)
Lineage: Eukaryota; Metazoa; Chordata; Mammalia; Primates; Tarsiidae
Gene: ENPP3
Product: ectonucleotide pyrophosphatase/phosphodiesterase 3
Exons: 25
Coding region: 151-2775 (874 amino acids)
Biological process (GO): nucleoside triphosphate catabolic process
Molecular function (GO): metal ion binding; nucleoside triphosphate diphosphatase activity; nucleic acid binding
Source: RefSeq, a predicted model, not a curated record